AUGUUGCAUAAGGUAUUUAUUUUCUCAAUUUUCUUCACCUUGGGUCAUGCAGGGUACGAAUCUAAAACUCCUGGACUUGGUGCGUAUGCCAAACACACCAUAGCAAAGUAUGCAAAGAGACCUGGCCAGUUACCAUCAAGAAUACCAACGAAUAAAAUAAAAUUUCCCCAAAAAUAUUACCCUUUAGAAUACACUUCUACUUAUGUCCAAUCAACUGCAUCUCCCUAUAGAGAUAAUUUUCAGAGUGAAGUUCAAAAUUAUCCACAGACUCCAAGUCAAUAUCAAUAUGGGUAUACCGUUAAUGACCCUCAUUCAGGGGACAGCAAAAACAUCCAAGAAACCCGUGAUGGGGAUAUGGUACGUGGUUUCUAUUCCCUAAUCGAUGCUGAUGGCACCAAAAGAAUUGUGGAAUAUACUGCAGAUUCAAAAAAUGGAUUUAAUGCAGUGGUAAGGAGAGAACCUUUACAACACUUUUAG
Molecule: messenger RNA, 477 nt
Organism: Brassicogethes aeneus
Lineage: Eukaryota; Metazoa; Arthropoda; Insecta; Coleoptera; Nitidulidae
Source: the annotation of a GenBank genome assembly